Messenger RNA from Alosa alosa (allis shad), 6407 nucleotides. It is a transcript of the gene tbc1d13, whose product is annotated as TBC1 domain family, member 13. Gene Ontology annotation, molecular function: GTPase activator activity. The transcript is spliced from 12 exons. Gene Ontology annotation, biological process: intracellular protein transport; activation of GTPase activity. The record is from RefSeq and is a predicted model, not a curated record. Lineage: Eukaryota; Metazoa; Chordata; Actinopteri; Clupeiformes; Clupeidae. Bases 24 to 1226 code for a protein of 400 amino acids.
GCUUCAGUAAGGAGGAAGUCAACAUGUCGACUUCGUAUCGAAACAGGAUCCAGGAAUUCAAGGGGGCUUUGGGAGAGGAAAAAAUCAACCUGAAGGGGCUUCGUGAGCUCUGCUUUAGUGGAAUCCCCUUUGAAGGUGGAAUCCGUGCUUUGUGUUGGAAGAUCCUGUUAAACUACCUGCCCCUGGAUCAGUUGCUAUGGGAGUCCUUCUUGGAAAAACAGAGGGAGCUGUAUUGCCAGUUCCUGAAGGAAAUGAUCAUCCAGCCAGGCAUUGCCAAGGCCAACCUGGGGCUCUCCCGAGAGGACGUGACCCUGGAGGACCACCCUCUGAACCCAAACCCUGACAGCAGAUGGAACAACUACUUCAAAGACAAUGAGGUUCUGCUUCAGAUCGAUAAAGAUGUCAGGCGACUGUAUCCUGACAUGGCCUUCUUCCAGAGGCCCACAGAGUUCCCCUGCAAGCUCAUCCUGGACCCUCAGAACGAUUACGAAACCCUCCGGCGUCGCGUGGAGCAAACCACCCUCAAAUCUCAGACUGUGGACCGCAACCGCAGCGGGGUCACCAACGUGAGCUCUCCUGGCAAAGCGCUCAAUCUUUACCCCUCUAAUGAAUACGAGGUGCUGCCCAAUGGCUGCGAGGCUCACUGGGAGGUGGUGGAGCGCAUCCUGUUCAUCUAUGCUAAGCUCAACCCAGGCAUUGCCUAUGUGCAGGGCAUGAAUGAGGUUGUAGGACCCAUCUACUACACAUUUGCCACGGAUCCUAAUGAAGAAUGGAAAGAACAUGCCGAGGCAGACACCUUCUUCUGCUUCACCAACCUGAUGUCGGAGAACCGAGACAACUUCAUCAAGAGUCUGGACGACUCUCAAUGUGGCAUCACUUACAAGAUGGAGAGUGUCUACUCCAUGCUUAAAGAGAAGGACAUGGAGCUCUACCUUAAGCUGCAAGAGCAGAACAUUAAGCCUCAGUACUUCACCUUCCGCUGGCUAACAUUGCUGCUGUCCCAGGAGUUCCUUCUGCCCGAUGUGAUCCGCAUCUGGGACACCCUCUUCUCCGACCAGGACCGUUUCCACUUCCUCAUCCUGGUCUGCUGUGCCAUGCUCACGUUGAUCCGAGAUCAGUUGUUGGCAGGAGACUUUACAAUAAACAUGAGACUACUUCAGGAUUAUCCCAUAUCUGAUGUGCAUACCAUCCUCACUAAGGCCAAGGAGCUUCAGGAUGGAUCGUAGCCAUGACGGUGACUUUUGACCUCCCAACUCCACUCAUCCAUCUGCACAGAGAAGGGAUGCAGGGGGGGUUGGAAACCAUGGAAACUGGUAACCUGGACGACAACAGUGCCCUGUCACACCCUGGGAGGGAGAGGGGAAGAUGCCACCAUUGCUGUACAUUGUGGGGAAAACAAACAAUACAAAACACAACAAAGAAACAAAGAACAAUCAUGACUCUACGUACGCCUUACCCUCACAGUUGCCACUCUCCCAGCCAGAUUGUGUGUGGGCUUGAGCUAUUUAUUGUUGCACUGAACACUUGAGAAAUCCAACACACUCAAAAGCAGAGCAAGCUACAGAGAAACAUGCAGGAGAAGAAUAUCAUGUUGAACAGGACGAAAACACUCCACCUUGUUCGUCUUUUCCCUUUUACGUAUCAGAGGGUUUUACUUUGUUCUUAAUCUUUUUUUUUUAUGAGAGAGGAUGUUUUAUGUGUUUUAGCUUGCAUAUAUUACUUUGUGUGUUAUUACUUUUUACUGUGGACUUUAUACAAAAGAAGGAAUACUACAUGUUGAAGAUGGGGCAACUUUGAGUUGGUCUGAGAUGCACCUUGGCACCUUGGUGUGUCUUGAAUCAGAGUUUGAGAUCAGAAGAUACUUACAAGUGCUUUUCCCUUUUGGUAUAAGGGACUAUAGAUUGGGAAGUUGCCAAUCCAUUAUUAACAGGGUUCCCACAUGUUCAGGUUCCCUGCUUGGGAGAUCAUCUGAUGUAGUUCACUUCACACACUAUGCUAACAUCAUGCUCAUUUUAAUCUUAUUUUACAUGUAGUAUAUAUUUAGCAAAACAAACUACAUCCACACAGAAUAAUUUCCUAACUACUAAUUCUUAGCCUUGACCCUUCAACAGUUAGAAGGAUUAGUAUAAGUGACUACGAGCUCAUGCAUCCAAUGGCGUGAGAAGUGGUGUGUGAAUGAAAAGUGAGAGUGAGCUAGUCCUCCACCUCAUAGUACCCAUAUUAUGUAUAAUGCAUAAUGAUACCUGCUUAAGUGCUUUUUUUGUGAUUGUCUACUUGACAGCUGACGAAUGUCUUAUCUGGCCUUCUGAUCUGUUCUGUAAUAUGGAGUAGUUGUUGCCUUGUUAGUGGAAAGGCACUGUGUUAUCAAUACACUUAUUUGCAAACUCAAAUAGUUUACAAGUAAACAUUAGUAAUCCUAUUGUCAAAGAUAAUAAGCAUCGGCCAGUCUAAAAUCUCAAACUAUUUGAUAAACAAUGUAAAGAAAUUCACGGAAAUAUUUAUCCCGUGAAUAGAAACACUUACAUUUUCUUUGCCAGCUCUUAGUUAACAAGAAAUUCAUUUGUUAAUUUUAACUUAAAUUGCUAAAUUGAAUGCAAUAAUGCAUCACACAGAUACACAGUGAUCUAACAGUGGUAUUCAUCUCACUAAGCUUUGUGUAACUUUGAGGUUUCAGCUGUACAAUGCUAUAUGUGUGAAGUCUGACUUCAAAAACCGGAUCAAAGGCAGAUCAAUGUUCUCUAAAUUUAUCUUGGUCUGUGAGGUCAGCUUUGAUGGCUAAGCCAUACCAGGCUGUUUUUGUCCUCCUCAGAAGUGAUUAAUAUGAUACUGGCUUGGCACCUUUUGGUGUUGGAACGCUAACCAAUGGAAGUGUUUUCAGAUCUAGAACCACCCACAGCUCCCCUGGCUCUGCCAGUAGAGUUUGUGAGGUUUUUCUGAAAGUCACUCAACUCUCCCUCCCUCUCUUUCUUUCGCCCUCAAGCUACAGUGGUCCACCUCUCCUCUUUCCUUGCUUUGUUAGGCUCUCGUAAAUUUUGGGGGCAUGUAUCUUCAGCUGAAGUGGACUUGUCACCCAUUUUCAUUUAGCAUGCCGGUAUUGUCUCUGCUCGCACACUAGACGCUUUCAUUGCUCACGAGGCUACAAUGUUGCUCUUUCAGGCGGGCCAGCAGCCAUCAGAGAUGACUUUACUUGGGUGUUUGUGUGUCUUUCUUGCUUUGUUUUUGUCUCUUGAGCAAAAUAACCCAUUGGCAUUUGUCACUACUGGCACAACAAGCCUUGCAGUGAGCAGUUUAUUCUUCAUGCCAAUAUCCUCAUGAUAUCUGCAUAAAAGUACAAAUAGAAGGGUUUUUUUUUGUUUUGUUUUUGUUUUUUUGGUCGGGGCAAGUUCGAUAAUCCCAGAUUCUCAUCUGGGCCUUACUGUUACUGUUGUUGGUCCCAAAUAGCCUUUCUGUGAGUAUGAAUAUUACUCACUUGACAAUGAAGACAUAUUGAGGCUGGUUGCCUUUUCCCACAAACCUAGAAGUAGUUUGUGCCAUGUGUUCUGACUGAUCUGUGAAAAUGGUUCAUUAUGGGUUGCAUAUGCUACAUUUUGACACUCAAGUCCUUGAAGGACACCGAGAGCAUGGAGGACACAGGAACUUUGGGCUUCGCAGAGUCUCUGCCACGCUCAGCGGUUAAGUUCUCGAAUAUGCCCUCUUCACUCCCAGUGUUUGUUUUGUUUACAUGCUAUCAAUAGAAGUUUUUUUUUCCGUACUUAUUUGUUUGUCUUUUUUUUGUUUGUCAAUCAGCUUUUAAAUCUUAACUUGUUUUGAAGGGGAUUUGUGAACGUUAAUGACUUUGACAUGGUUGUGCUGUUUGAGACAUCACCUCUUCUGUGAAGGCAGGUGUCAGAUGGUGUCUCAGUCUCACUCAUAUACAAAGCUGUCAGUUGUCUCUCAGCCAUUUUUUUACACCCUCGUUCAAGUCUUCCUCUUCCUUAAGUUUACAUCUCGAAGAUGUCUCCUUCUGAUCUUCCUUCCGUUAAGACCACGUUAACUGUGUUUCAUGGUUUUGGUUUGAACUGACCGCCUGUAUUGUGAAUGUUAGAGGCUUGUAGGAAAACAUGACCUGACCUUUUUUUUUCACUACAUUCGUUCACUGUUUUGUCUGUUUUUUUGCUUGGCUUGUGGCCGUGUAGCCUCACCCAUUUCCCAUUUUCAAGGUUGCAUGGGCCUUUUGUUGUGGGGAUGGGCCGUGUACAUUCACUUUACAAUGUGGUCGGCGGUGGGUGGGUGGAUGUUUGCCAUUCCGUAGCCAGGCAGAGCAGAAGCAUAAUUCAGUUGAUUGCCCUGAUGGCCCUACCUUGCCAAGAGUUUUAUUAGAAGUCCAAAGCGUCUUUUUAUUCACAUAGACAGGACGUUGCCUCGUCUAUGUCUGCUGAGAGUGGCCAUUUUUGCUAGAUUGUAUUCAGGCGUUAUCAGCCAUGUGAGUAUGGGAUUGCUUUUCCUCAAGGUUUUUUUUUGUGACACAUUAACGUGAAUGCCAAGGUCCCAAUGCAUCUCUCAACGGUCUUCCUAUCCUCGCUCAAAUCUCUCUAUCUCUCUCAACAAACUGGAUCAUUAUUGUGUUCAUUAAAAGAUGUUUUCUUUCUGUCCAGUCUCUUCCUCACUUUCUUCCUCUUCCUCGUUUCUCCAUCUGUCUCUCCCUCUCCCUCCCUGUUCUCCUAGCAGACAUGCGCUAGCGCACUGUUUGUUCCUUCUCCACCUCCUCACACUUGUUGCGUAAAACCACAGGCCUCCCUCAAAUCCUGAUGGUUAACACAUGUUGGAGAGCCAUGUGUUUUUGGCUAUACUGCUCUGCAGUGCAGGGAAAAGGAACAUGUGGCCCUGUGGUUCUAGAGGUGGUGGGCAGGCCUUCGGGUGGGGGUAGCGGGGGGUGGUUUUAAGGGAAAGCAGGCUGAGGGUGAAAUUGGCAUUUGUUGGUGCCUGGCCCGGGUCAUGGAGGAGGCAAGAGUGGUCAGAGUGGCUGUGAGGAUUUUGUUUGUUGAGUGGUGUUGGUGAGGGGACAGAUAUGGGCACAAUAACAUGAUUUAAUCUGCAGCGAAGGCUGACGUUUCUGAUCCAGAGUCAGUGAGUCAGUGCCUGCUGUUGGUUAGUUUGAUGGACCACGAGGGAUUUGUGACCGAGAUUGUCCUCCUGAGUGUUGUCUUUGGUAGCAUCAGCGAGGAAAGGUGAAUCCCCAAAUCUUGGAUCAACAUCUUUGUAAUUUGGCACAGACAGUUGGCUCUCGUGAAGAGGCACAGUGCGUAUUCAAUCUCUCCGUCAGGUCUUGUCAUGUUGAAGGAUGGGCCAAAUCCAUACGGUUUUCUUACUGAGAAAUCUGAGCCUGCCCAUCAAAUGUGGUGAUUUUGUAUACGCAGUUUUAGUUUUGCACGUCUUGCCUUGAGGUGUAAAUAAUAGCUUUUAACUAACCAGUUAACACGGCCAGCCUGUUUAGGCCUCAGUUUUGACUCAGAGAUGGAAGUGGAAGUUCAGACAGAAAGAAAUGGAGAGGGAUGAAGAAGGGAUGAGGGAAAGGAAUAGAGUGAGAGAGGAGGGAGGGAGAGUGAAUGAGAUCACAUUUAAAAUUGACAUUAGAGCUGUUGGAGUGGGGUGGUGGUUGGUGGUGGUUCCCAGCAAUGCCGUGUUAAAGGGACAGCGUCCGCCUCUGAGGACCAGGGCGAGCUAACCGAGCAUCAUCUGAGGACAGACCGUGAGACUUUCCUCCUGCUCGGAGGGAGGAUGGGGGUGGACGGAAGCCAAGGGGCAGUGGGUUUGGAGACGGCACUACAGCUCAAGGAAGGGAAUUAGUUUUUUUUUAAACUGAAAUGGAGGAAAAGACACUUUCUUUCCCUUGCUAGGUGGCAACAUGAUUGGUGUUCACUUCAAAAAAGAUGAAAUAAUCUGUACUAUUGUUUGCCUAUCUCUGUCAUCUUCCACUUAGUUUUAGGGAUUGUGUAAUGCUGAUUUUUACUGUCUUUUUAUGAUGUGAUCACUACUAUAAAUUCAUUUUUUUAAACUGCUAUGUAUUUAAGCCUUCUGCCUGAGGCUCUGUUGGAUAGUGGAAGGUGUCUAAUGUAGCUCUUGCAGCAUCUAAGCAGUGUAUGUGGGUUUCUUUUUAAUGUGUAUCCUGACUUGUAGUUUUGUUCCAAAAAAUGUUUAACUCAUUUUGGACCGGUUGUGUUUGGGUGGCUCUCUAUGCGUGGAUGUUUGAGUGUUUGAAAGUGUGUGUGUGUGAGCUAUGUGUAUGUCCGUAUGUAAAUCUAUCAAGUUUCUUAUUUUGCAUGUGUAUACAUUUUUGUAUAAAUAUUCAUAGGUCUUAGCAUUGGAGUUAUAUACAUGUUUUUACAGUGUUUGCAAAUGCACAAUAAAUACUUCAAUGAUGAUUACAA